AUGCCUCAGACCUCGUGUCCAGGCGAGCAGCCACCGGCGGUUUCGGGGCCUGUCGAGGAGCAGCGGCUGCGGGCAGGAUGGACAUCUCUCUUCCGCUUCACGUCUAAGAGGCAUAUUGCUCCUUUGGUUCUUGCUCUGGCCUUUAGCAUAGCCCGUGGGCUUGCUGUCCCUUUACUUGCCUGGAUACUGGGCAAGCUGUUUAAUGUCUUUUCAAGUUUCGGUUCUCACUCGAUCUCUGCUGGCCAGCUGCUAUCGACUACCUCCCUCGAAUGUACAUAUAUUUUGGCCCUCGGGUCCGGCGUCUGCUUUCUGGACUGGGCAUAUUUCUCCUUGUGGGUUAUCUUUGGCGAGCUACAGGCUAAAAAUGCGAGGAGAUGGGCAUUUGAAGAGUUACUACACAAGGAGAUGAGAUGGUUUGAUGGAGUCACCGACGGGCUCCCUGCCAUUUUACCCCGGAUUCAAGCCUACAUCCGAGAUCUCCAGCUAGCCACGUCACAGCCUCUAGGAGCCACCCUAUACAACCUUACUGCUGCUAUUGCCGCUCUGGUCCUGGCUCUGUACAUGUCGUGGAGUCUGACACUUGUAUGUCUUGCUAGUGUACCACUCUGUGCCAUCAUCAUUGCCUUUUUCUCCUCAAAGGUCCAACCAAAGAUUGAAGGGCAACAAGUAGCACUCACCAAGGCGUCGAAAAUUGCAACGACAGCCAUUUCUUCCGUUGACGUGGUGAAACACUUCAACAGUCAAGAUGCAGAAGCGGAAAAGUACAAAACUGCAAUUGGCAUCGCUGCUCAUUGGUACUACAAAGAGGCUCUCUACAGUGCUUCUCAGAUUGGCCUAAUUUCCUUCCUAACAUUCGGAAUGUUCGUGCAGGGAUUCUGGUACGGCAGUUAUCUCGUGGCAAAGGGUAGUCUGAAUGCUGGUCAAGUGUUGACAACUUUCUGGGCCUGUUUACAAGCAACACAGUCAAUAGAGGAGAUUAUUCCUCGACUGAUUAUCCUCGAAAAGGGACGGACGGCCUCGGCUGCUAUUAAGCAUAUAUUCAAUGAUACCUGCCAUACAUGCACAUUGCGGGAGCUUGGAGGCUCAACUCUUUCCCCUGUGUUCUGUGAAGGCGAUAUUCGAUUUUCAGAGGCAAGUCUUGGCUCAUCCUGCGCUGUUAAUUCAGCUACUAACAGUGGUCUCGUUCUUCAGGUCACAUUUGCAUACCCAUCUCAACCUGGGAGAAGAGUCCUAGACAAUUGCUCUUUCUUCUUCCCAGCGGGCGAUACAACUUUCGUUGUUGGCAAAAGUGGUUCAGGGAAAAGCACUAUCGGAAAUUUGCUUAUGAGAUUCUAUGCACCAACAUUUGGUGAAAUCCAUAUUGAUGACAGGUCGAUCCAGACUCUAGAUAUCAGCUGGAUUCGCAAUAACAUUACUCUUGUUCAGCAAGAAAGCAUUCUUUUCAAUGAGACAAUGCUGAAAAAUAUCACUUUCGGCUCACGGAAUACUGAAGAAACCACUGCUCAGGAUAUAUUUGCAGCCACAAAACUUGCAGGUCUGCAGGAUACCAUCCUUAGCUUUCCAUUAGGGCUCGACACUGUUGUUGGCUUGGGCGGUAGGUCCCUGAGUGGAGGGCAGCGGCAGAGGAUGGCAUUAGCCAGAGCCAGGUUGCGGGAUACCCCUAUAUUGAUACUCGAUGAGUCUACCAGUGCCCUGGACUAUUCAAGUAGGAUCUCCCUAAUGAACGCAAUCCGCGCGUGGCGACAAGGAAAGACCACCAUCAUAAUUACACACGACCUUUCACAAAUUCGAUCUCAGGAUUUUGUUUAUGUCAUCGACAAAGGGAAAAUAGCUCAUCAGGGAUACAAACAUAACCUUGAGAAGAAGGCAGCUGGUGUGUUCGAUCUUAAUAAUCUUGCGACUCUGCCAACAGACACCACGCCAACUACCUCUAAUUGGAGCGUGAAAUCUCCAGGUCCCAUGUCAGAUAAUAGGAGAAGAUCAAGCUUCAGCAGUAUAGAGCGGUCAAUGACUGAACGACGUUCGUUAACCACUCCUAUUUCUCCGUUCUUUCAUAACAGCUUUUCUCUCGAGCGGACAUUUUCUGAGGCGGAACAGAGCAGUCAGUCAAGGAGAAGUAGUAUGGUUGAGCGUCUUAUUGACCAUACGAGCCCCAGGUUCAGAAAGUCGCCGUUAGAUGCACUGGAUGACAAAAGAGUCGAAAAAGACUUAGAACAACCCCCGCCAGCGACCCGUGACAACCAAACGCCUUCGCCCUUCAAACCAAAUAACGAGCCAUUGCAAAAGAGCUACUCAAUGUCACAGAUUCUCUUGACCGUGAUACCAUCGUUGUCACCUUCAAACCGAAUGUCAUUACUUUUCGGCUUUGUCGCUGCCUUUUUCCAUGCAGCUGCAACUCCAUGUUUUUCUUACGUAUUCUCACAGCUACUAACCACUUUCUUUAUUGUCGAAAACAGAUCUCGACUGGCAAUGCAAUGGGCUCUUACGGUAUUGGGUGUAGCUGUUGUUAGUGGGAUAGCAUCAUUCUUCAUGCACUAUCUUCUGGAACGAUGUGGCCAAGCCUGGGUCGACCAAUUCCGUUACAAAGCCAUGCGCCGAAUCUUACAACAGUGCAAGCCUUGGUUUGAGAGGGACGAGAACAGCCUAUCCAACUUGACUCACUGUUUAGAUCGGAACCCGGAAGAAAUGAGAAACCUCGUCGGACGGUUUGCCUGCUUCAUGUUUGUUGCUGCCGUUAUGACACUGAUCGGAUUUAUCUGGGGAGUUGCAGUGUGCUGGAAAUUAGCACUAGUUGGUGCUGCUACGGCACCCCCUUUAUAUGGGUUGACGAGGUUAUACGAAAAGAUCAGCGGCUUUUGGGAGAACAAGUCGAAUGAAGCGAGCGAGAUAAUGGCAGGCGUGUUCACGGAGACGUUUCUCGACAUUCGCACAGUUCGAUCACUGACCUUGGAGUCAUACUUCCAUACUAAACACAAUAGAUCCAAUGGAAAGGCCUUGACAGUUGGUAUCAAACGAGGGUGCUAUUCUGGUUUGCUCUUUGGAUUCUCAGAGUGUUCAAUUCUUUUUGUUUAUGCUCUUAUAUUUUAUUAUGGGGCUAUCCUCGUAUCCAGUUCUCAGUAUUCAGCCAAGGAUGUCUUGAUGGUCUUCUCAAUGCUACUUUUUAGCAUGGCAAACGUGAGAGGAGUGCUAUCCCUGGUAAACAUGCCUGAAGAUCAAUCGCAUGAAGGCCAAGGAAACCUCCGCAUCCACGACUUAACGCCUCUCAAUUUCAAAGACGUGGAUUUCAGUUAUCCAAACAGACCUGGAAAGAAGGUCCUGAAUAACUUCAACCUUAAAAUUCCCAAGGGCUCGUGUACUGCAAUUGUUGGGCCUUCUGGCUCUGGGAAAUCUACCAUUGCAUCUUUAUUACUUGCUCUUUAUCCAUCUCCACCGUCGGGGGGUAAUAUUGGUACGAUUACACUCGGUGGUGUGAACAUUCGCAACAUUCAUGUCCCGACUCUCCGAUCGUUGAUAUCAGUCGUCCCCCAGGACCCAACACUAUUCCCAGCAUCUAUCAAAGAAAAUAUUGUCUAUGGCCUACCUGAAAACUCUUCACUCAAUACCUCUACCAAUAUUCAAGCUGCUGCCACAGCAGCUGGAAUCCACGAUUUCAUCUCCUCCUUACCAUCAGGAUACGAUACACUUGUUGGAGAUGGUGGAGUUGGUGUCUCUGGCGGCCAGGCGCAGAGAAUAGUGAUUGCUAGGGCACUUGUUCGUAGACCACAGCUCCUAAUACUCGACGAAGCAACGUCUAGUCUUGAUGUUGAGAGUGCAACCGUGAUAAAACAAACGGUAGCGAGGCUGAUGGCUUCUGGGAGGAGUUUGACAGUGAUAAUAAUUACACACGCAAAGGAUAUGAUGGAGUUGGCUGAUAAUGUAGUUGUUGUGGAUGGCGGGGUUGUAGUUGAAGAAGGGUCAUUCCCUGACCUGAGCAGUCGAAGUGGUGGAAGACUGAGGCGUUUGCUAAGGAUGCAGCUGUAA
Molecule: messenger RNA, 4020 nt
Organism: Trichophyton benhamiae CBS 112371
Lineage: Eukaryota; Fungi; Ascomycota; Eurotiomycetes; Onygenales; Arthrodermataceae
Product: ABC a-pheromone efflux pump AtrD
Exons: 4
Coding region: 1-4020 (1339 amino acids)
Biological process (GO): transmembrane transport
Cellular component (GO): membrane
Molecular function (GO): ABC-type transporter activity; ATP hydrolysis activity; ATP binding
Source: RefSeq, a predicted model, not a curated record